Molecule: messenger RNA, 1941 nt
Organism: Penicillium oxalicum
Lineage: Eukaryota; Fungi; Ascomycota; Eurotiomycetes; Eurotiales; Aspergillaceae
Exons: 4
Coding region: 1-1941 (646 amino acids)
Source: RefSeq, a predicted model, not a curated record
AUGACAUUCGUCGAGAAAGACCUUCUCCGUCACGGUCGGGCGGCAGUGUGUGGUACACGACUACACGCAGAACCGUGGGUUCAGUACUCCAAAGGCAUGGGCGGCUUGUGGACUCAAAUUCUUCUGGUGACGGAAGAGGCUCAGGCACAGGCACUAGCCAGCAUCAACACCAGCGCCAGCGUGGGCACGGGCGCAGGCACGGGCACAGCUCCAAAUCUUGCUUUACCCUCGGCCAGCUCAGAGCCUGAGAAGGAACGCAAUCCCCCCUCGACGCCCACCCCGCUGGACUUCCCCGUCUACAACCUCCCCGAGAUUGUCCCCAACGAUGCCGACUCGAAUCUUUCAGAUCUCCAUGGCCUGCUGGCGGGGAUCAAGCGCCCACAAGACAUCACCCUCGAUCGGUUUCAGCCGUUGAACGUACAGGUGGAUUCGGAUGUGGACAUCCGUCACAUGUUCCCAGCAGACCAGACCCAGUCGCUUCCUCCGCUGCCCUGGGAAAUCGACACAGACGAUCCCAACGUAUCCUCAAGCAGGGAAUCCGAAGAUGAAGAAGAGGUCACACAUCCGACCAUGAGCAAUGGCGCUCCCUACCCGCCCAGAGAACGGUAUGAGACAUUACGGAAGGAGUUGGCAUUGGACAAUGAGGACACCUUUCGGGAGGUCGCCCGGUUGCCACCCCGCGAGGGUCGUUCUCGGGUGCGGGUGACCCAAACGAGGAAAUUCUGGACCGGGUUGGAGCAUGUGGCACAGUACUGGGAUACGAGCUUGGAUAAUUACUUUGAGCGCCCGGUGACACCCACGUCGGUGUCCGGGGAGGGAGACAGUCUAGAUUUGGAUGGCAGCGCUGCCGAUCUGGGCGAGCCGGGUCCAGCUGAGCCCACCAUGGACGUGGACCAAGGCAUGGGUAACGAUCCCACACUUGCCGACCCCUCGGAGCAGGUCUCCCAUCCGUCGGUGAAGAAGUACACCGGUCGCCGCGUCGGGGCUGGGAGCGAGAUGCCAGACGAAAUGCGAGACGAGACCAUUCGAGGAUUCGUUGAGAUGAUCGCCUGGCCGUUCGGGUGCCAGGUCACUGCGCCUACGCUCCCACCCCGUUUGACCAUCCAGAACCUGCUCUUCCCCGUCCGGCAAUCCUUUUAUGCAGCUCGGUCCCCGCGUGAUCGCACUAUCGCUCGCAGCGGGAUCCUCGAGGGACCGGUUUUGAUCGCUCAGUGCCGAUCCGAAACCGCUUUCCGGGGGCCGGGUGAAGCACCGGGAUCCGGCAGGGGCGAGCUUUGCGACCUUUUUCGAGAAGUUGGUGGGAUGUUGUUAGCCGCGCAGGAACGUGCUCGCGAAGGGGAAGUUGAACAGCGCCCCGGUGAAGGGAAAUGGUGGACCACGAUCCCACGCUUCGGCGGAGCGCCCAACGGCGGAAUCCUCGAUGAUCUGGUGAAGAGUGCGCACGGGCUACCACUGUCGGACUCCAUACUCGAGGAACAUGCGACAAAACCCUCUUCUCCCAUGGAGGAGUUGGAAGGCUCGCGCAAGCGGCACAAGUUUGAGCAUCCCUUCAUGACCUCUCUGGCGCGCCGUCCCAGUGCGAUGCGCAAGAUGUCGAGCUCUGAGAAGUGGAAGAUCCUGCAACCUGGACCGAGCCUGUGGGAUAGACGUAUGCGCUACAUGCGAAUCGGCAAGGCCAAGGAAAGCCUCUACGACGAUGUCUAUAUGAUUUCCUCUAUCAACCACCACAUCUCCAUUCUCCACCUCCGAGUUCAUCAACGCUACCUGGACAUCCUCACCAACGGCACGAGUACCGUCGCUCCCGAGUCUGACACAGACCAGCCCUGGCAUGUCCUCAAGUUACAGAGAACUAAAUGGUUCGAUCUUCUCGAUGCAUCGGAUCGCGUGGAGGCACUCAAAAGUGUUUGGACCCUGUUUCACUAUCAACUGCGGCCCAUUUAA